Messenger RNA from Pteronotus mesoamericanus, 1107 nucleotides. Its product is annotated as melanoma-associated antigen 10-like. Gene Ontology annotation, biological process: negative regulation of transcription by RNA polymerase II. The record is from RefSeq and is a predicted model, not a curated record. Bases 1 to 1107 code for a protein of 368 amino acids. The transcript has a single exon. Gene Ontology annotation, cellular component: nucleus. Lineage: Eukaryota; Metazoa; Chordata; Mammalia; Chiroptera; Mormoopidae.
AUGCCUCGAGCUCCAAAACGACAACGCUACAUGCUUGAGGAACUUCCAUCCCAAAGGGAGGCACAGGGUCUUGUGGAUGCACAGAUUCCCGAGGCUGAGGAUGAGGAUACUUCCUCAUCUUCCACCUGCUCCUCCUCUUUCCCCUCCUCUUUCUCCUCCACUUCUUCUUCCUCUUGCUAUCCUCUGAUUUCAAGUACCCCUAGCACCCCAGAGAAAGUUCAUGCUCUUGCUGGGACACCAAGUCCUUCCCAGAGCCCUCCUAGUGCCUGCCCCUCCACCACUUCCAUGGCCACUGCCACUGCCACCCCAUUGAGCCAAUCCAGCAGCCAAAAAGAGGAGGGUCCAAGUACCUCUCAGGCCUUGCCACACAUAGAGGUUUUGCCCAGAUAUGUGAUUGAUGAUAAGGUAGCUGAUCUGGUUGGGUUCCUUCUCCUGAAGUAUCGCAAAAAGGAGCUGACCUCAAAGGCAGAAAUACUGAGUAGCAUAAUCAGAGAGUACCAAAAUCACUCUGCUGUGAUCUUCAGUGAAGCCUUCGAGUGCAUGACGCUGGUUUAUGGCAUUGAUGUGAAGGAAGUGGACCCCACCAACCACUCCUAUGCCCUAGUCACUAAACUGGGUCUCACCUAUGAUGGGAUGGUGAGCAAUGAGCAUAGUAUGCCCAAGACUGGCCUUCUGAUAUUUAUCCUUAGUAUAAUCUAUGUGGAGGGUGAUUGUGUACCUGAAGAGAAGAUAUGGGAAGCACUGAAUGUAAUGGGGGUGCAUGCCGGAAGGGAACAUCGCAUCUAUGGGGAGCCCAGGGAGCUAAUCACCAAAGAUUGGGUGCAGGAACAGUAUCUGGAGUACCGGCAAGUGCCUAACAGCCAUCCUGCAUGCUAUGAGUUCCUGUGGGGUUCCAGGGCCCACGCUGAAACCAGCAAAAUGAAAGUCCUGGAGUUUUUGGCCCAGAUCAAUGGGAGUGACCCCAGAUCCUUCCCACACUGGUAUGAGGAGGCUUUGAGAGAUGAGGAACAGAGAAACAAGGCCAGAAUUGACACCACAGAUAAUACUACUGCCAUGGCCAGUUCAAGUUCUUGUGCCAUGUCCAGUAGCUUCUCCUGCCCUGAGUGA